AGGCCGGCCCUGCCCGCAGCGGGAGGCUGGGCUGAGCCGGGCGCUGGCGGCACCGGCUGCGGCAGCACUGCAGAGCGGGCCACCGCGGCAGCUGAGGAGGAGGAAGAGGACGAAGGACACCCGCAGACCGUCCCAGGGGGUGCUGAGAGGAGGUGAUGCCAGCGGGAUGGGUGCCCAGCCUCGUCCUGCUGCACCCUGAGGGCUCCUCGGGGUGAGCUGCUGCACCCCUGGGUGCCCCCAGCGCCCGUCGGUCCCCAGGGCGGGGGGACGAGGCCGCUGUCCCCAGGUCACGGCUCCUUUAUGCACCAGCACCCGAAGCACGAGGGCCCCCGGGUGGGCGCAGUCGCUCGGGGUCCCACGGGGGCUGAGACCUGACGCAGCUCGAGGCAGCGGAGCAGGAGCCCCGCCGGGAGCACCGGGCCGAGCCCCGAAGAUGCUCAGCACCACCGCGUCCUCCCACGGCACCGCCACAGCCCGGGGGGGGCAUCCCCAGCGCCGCCCCCGAAUCCCGGCCCCGUACCGAACGGCAUGAACGGCACCGGCGCGGCGGGGAACCGGAGCUGCGGGGGCGGCGGCGAGGAGCCCCCCCCGCUGCCCACCUUCUCCACCGCCGCCAAGGUGCGCGUGGCGCUGACCUGCGUCCUCUUCCUCUCCUCGGCUUGCUGCAACGGGGCCGUGCUCUGGGCGGCCGCCCGGGCUCCCCGCCGGCGCCCGCCCCGCGUCCGCCUGCUGAUGGCGAACCUGGCGGCGGCCGACCUGCUGGUGACGGUGGUGGUGAUGCCGCUGGACGCCGCCUGGAACGCGACGGUGCAGUGGUACGGCGGGGACGCGGCGUGCCGGGCGCUCAUGUUCCUCAAGCUGGCCGCCAUGUACGCCUCGGCCUUCGUCACCGUGGUCAUCGCGCUGGACCGCCACGCCGCCAUCGUCACCCCGCUGGCCGUGGGCCACGCCGAGAGGAGGAACAAGGCGAUGCUGAGCGCCGCCUGGGCGCUCAGCGCCCUGCUGGCCCUGCCCCAGGCGUUCGUCUUCCACACGGUGAGCCGGUCGCGGCCCCGGCGCUUCGUGCAGUGCGCCACGGUGGGCAGCUUCGGGGCGCACUGGCAGGAGACGCUCUACAACAUGUUCACCUUCGCCUGCCUCUUCCUGCUGCCGCUGCUCGUCAUGGUGCUCUGCUACGGCCGCAUCCUCGCCGCCAUCUCGGGCAGGAUGAAGGAGGCCCGCGUCUCCUCCCAGGAGUUCCAGCUCCGGCGGUCCUACAACAACAUCCCGCGGGCCCGGAUGCGCACGCUGCGGAUGUCCAUCGCCAUCGUGCUGACCUUCAUCGUCUGCUGGACGCCCUACUACCUGCUGGGCCUCUGGUACUGGUUCUCCCCCGAGAUGCUGACCCGCCAGAAGGUGCCGCCGGCCCUCAGCCACAUCCUCUUCCUCUUCGGCCUCUUCAACACGUGCCUGGACCCGCUGGUCUACGGGCUCUUCACGGGGCACUUCCGCAGGGAGAUGUGGCGCGCCUGCCGCUGCAGCCGCCGACGGCAGGAGCAGGACGCGGCGGCGGCGGCGCUCACCGGCUCCUUCCGCGCCUCCACCGCGCCCGGGAGGGCUGGCAGUAGUUUGGGGGGGCCUGGCAGUAGCCUGGGGGGGGCCGGCAGUAGUCUUGGGGGUGCCGAGAGGCACGAGCUGGGGGCGCCGGGCCGGAGGUGCGAGCUGUGCCGCCGGCGGGCGGUGGAGAGCUUCAUGUGA
Molecule: messenger RNA, 1737 nt
Organism: Cygnus olor (mute swan)
Lineage: Eukaryota; Metazoa; Chordata; Aves; Anseriformes; Anatidae
Product: gonadotropin-releasing hormone II receptor-like
Exons: 4
Coding region: 529-1737 (402 amino acids)
Biological process (GO): G protein-coupled receptor signaling pathway
Cellular component (GO): membrane
Molecular function (GO): gonadotropin-releasing hormone receptor activity; peptide binding
Source: RefSeq, a predicted model, not a curated record